AUGUUAAACAAGACAGUAUCUUGGCCGCAAUGGGUUCCGAUCUUGUCUUGGAUUACCGGCUGGGUUAAUGUCGCGGGUUGGGUUGCGCUGGUGGCCACCAACUCCCUUCUUUCAAGCCAGUUGAUUGCGGGAGUAGUCUCCGCGGUAUAUCCGGACUUUGAAUGGCAGCGAUGGCAGCAGUUUCUCAUUUACGUGGGUAUCACAUUGGGCGCGUUCGUGAUUAACGCGUUCAUGAAUUCUGUGCUACCACUCAUCUACCGUGGCGCUUUUACUUGGUCGAUUGGCGGCUUUGUUCUGGUUUCUAUCACUGUGCUGGCGUGCGCUUCUCCAGACUAUAACUCUGCCUAG
Messenger RNA from Aspergillus oryzae RIB40, 348 nucleotides. RefSeq lists its product as uncharacterized. The transcript is spliced from 4 exons. The coding region runs from base 1 to 348 and encodes 115 amino acids. The record is from RefSeq and is a predicted model, not a curated record. Lineage: Eukaryota; Fungi; Ascomycota; Eurotiomycetes; Eurotiales; Aspergillaceae.